AUGUCCGCAGCAUCAACGCUCACUUUAAGCACUACUGACCUAUAUCACUGUAUAAAGCACACCCAGCAGCAAGCAAUAACCUCAUCCCCGCAGUUCAGCCCGAAGUUUUAUUUCACGGUGCUUAUCACUAAUGAUUUAAUUGCUUUGCUCGGAAAAGUCCCUAAUGAGUUGCUUUUAACGGGACUUUCCAACAUUCAGUAUAUUGCUGAUACUAUCUCUCCGAAGUCCUUUUACCCAUCCCCUCAAUCAUUAUUCACCAAACGUACUGCACCAUUUAUUCCGAACUAUCCUCAUAAAAUGCAUACACUGGUGCUGGACUUAGAUGAGACUUUAGGGCACCGAUUCCAAGAAAAAUAUUUGGUAAGGCCAUUUGUGUCAGAAUUUAUAAAUUCACUUACUCUAAUUUUAUAGCCCAAAAAAAACUAUUUUUAUUUUAAAAAUAGAUUCAAUAUUAUUCAAUUAUAUGUAAAACCAAUAAAUUUACUUACAAGUCUAAGAGCUAGUGAAUAUUUCGAAAUAAUUUUGUUCACUGCUGCUUCACAAAGAUAUGCAGAUAGUGUUAUGAAUUUGGUUGAUCCGCAAAAAAAAAUAAAUUUAAGACUCUAUAAGCAGCACACUAUAGAGAUUGACGGAGUCUUAGUAAAAGAUUUGGCCUGCCUUGGGCGAGACCUUUCUAAAGUUAUUAUAAUAGAUAACUCUGCAGAUAGUUUUCAAAGGCAGCCCGCAAAUGGAAUUGAAAUUGAGUCAUGGGUUGGCGACCCAAACGAUCGUGAUUUAAAAGAUUUAUUGCCUUUCCUCAUAAAAAUUGCUACUGAAAAUACUGAAGAUGUAAGAAUAGCUCUUACUCCCCCCCCCCCCCUCCGUGAGCGAACAAAAAAAUUUUGUUCGCUCACGGAGGGGGGUUAAUUUUUUUUUUAAAAAAAAUUUAUAUAUAAAUUUUAUAAAAAAUAUUUUUUUCGAAAUUUAAAAAAAUCCUAAUUUGCAAAAAUUGGGAAGCAAAUAUUAAUUUAAUUUGCAAAAUUUAUGUUUUAAAACGCAAUUUGUUUAAAAUUAAACAGAAUUAGCUCUAGAUUUCAUUAUACUAAUUAUCACUUAUAUAUCAAAAUUUUUUUCCAUUAAAAUUUUUUCUAUUAAAAAAAUUUUUGUUCACUCACGGAGGGUGGGUUUUUGGUCAAAAAAUGGCGAUUUUUCUAAUGGUUUUGUUCGCUCACGGAGGGGGGGGAGUUAGCACUUUAAAAAUGAAUAAUUAA
This is a messenger RNA of Blepharisma stoltei, 1250 nucleotides long. The record is from the annotation of a GenBank genome assembly. Lineage: Eukaryota; Ciliophora; Heterotrichea; Heterotrichida; Blepharismidae.